This is a messenger RNA of Sinocyclocheilus grahami, 1994 nucleotides long. Its product is annotated as uracil nucleotide/cysteinyl leukotriene receptor-like. Lineage: Eukaryota; Metazoa; Chordata; Actinopteri; Cypriniformes; Cyprinidae. Gene Ontology annotation, biological process: G protein-coupled receptor signaling pathway. Gene Ontology annotation, molecular function: oxysterol binding; G protein-coupled receptor activity. The transcript is spliced from 2 exons. The record is from RefSeq and is a predicted model, not a curated record. The coding region runs from base 110 to 1129 and encodes 339 amino acids. Gene Ontology annotation, cellular component: membrane.
GCUGCUGGUUCGCUCUCGCUUUUCAGGCAGCAGAACUUUCUCUCCUCUGCUCUACUCAAGACCGUCACUACUGCACAGGCUGUUGAGGGAUCAACACUCUGUUACAAAAAUGGAGUCCCCCCUGACAGAGCUUCCCACCUUGCUGCCUAAUCGAUCCAUGGAGAGCUGCCCACCUGUGGACUGUACAGUGGAGAACAUGAUCUUUGGAUUCUACUACAUCAUAGUUUUCCUUCUGGCACUGAAUGGCAAUAGCCUUGCCCUGUGGAUCUUCGCCCGCCAGAGAGGCAACUCUUCUCCAGCCAAUGUCUUCCUGCUUCAUCUUGCUGUGGCUGACCUGUUUUACAUCUUCGUUUUACCCCUCAGAGCCACUUAUCAUUUAACUGGGGGACAUUGGCCAUUUGGUGAAAUUCCCUGCCGUCUUGCGGGCUUCUUCUUUUAUGUCAACAUGUAUGCCAGUUUGUACUUCCUAGCCUGUGUUGCAGGUGAUAGAUACCUUGCUGUGGUACAUGCUGUACGUUCCCUCAAGGUCAGGCGCCCUCGUUACGCUCACAUAGCCAGUUUUGCACUAUGGGCUUUGGUGAUAGUGUCUAUGGCGCCCCUACUGGUCACUAAGCAGACUGCAGAAGUCAACGGCUCUACCAUAUGCUUGCAACUGUACAGAGAAAAGGCCUCACGGCAUGCUCUCGUCUCUCUCGCCGUAGCCUUCACGCCACCUUUCAUUGCCACGCUUUCUUGCUACCUGCUGAUAGUGAACAGUCUGCGGAAAGGUUCAAGGCUGGAGCCAGCACUCAAACUCCGAGCUCUCCGCACCAUUGGUCUGGUCAUGGUCAUCUACAUAGUGUGCUUUCUGCCCUAUCACUUAAGCCGUGCAACCUUCAUCCUGGGUUACGGACACCCAGACUUAUCCUGCCACAUCAAAAGAGGACUAGCCCUGGCUAACCGGCUUACUUCCUCUCUAACCUGCCUGAAUGGGGCUUUGGAUCCCCUGGUCUACCUGUUUGCUGCUGAGAAGUUCAGGGGAAGCGUUCGCAGGAUUUUUUGCAGAGACAAAUCAGGGGGGUCCGGCGCUACAAGCGGGGACCUGAAAGGUACACAUGAGAGCUCUCUGACCGCAAAGUCUGAGUUCUGAGCGAGCGAUUAAAAUCUUAAAGAUGGUAUGGAUAUUUUUCAUUGGAUUUAGUGAUUCGUCCUACACUUCCUCAGUGUAUGGUCAAUUAAAGAUCAGGAACUUUAAACAGCCUUAAGUAUAAUAACCAAGCAUGUGAUCUGGGCAUGUUAAAGCAACUGUAUGUAAAUUUAAGAUCAGUUACAAAAUCACUCUGAUGGUACACUGACUUCUAAUAAGGCGAAUGCCCCCCCCCCCCCAAACAUCUGUUCUAGGAGUAUUUAAGUUGGUGAGUGGGUAUAAGUCGGGUUGUUUUAUGGCAACAACAAAUGCAUGUGCACAGCUAUCCGCUGUAAUUACCACAGUGAUAUGCUCGCAAAGGUAUUACAUUUUUUUUAGUUCUAAACAAAGAACGAAAAAAGAGCUUUGCCGUGAAUAUGUAGGCCAAGGUUGCCAGGUUUUCACAACAAAAUCCGACCAAUUGCUACCCAGAAUUUAGUCCAAUGGCGUUUCGAGGGGGUUCACCCGGUAAAAAUCGCGUUCCAGGGGGGAAAACCCACGUUUUUGGCGGGGUUGCCCUGGUAAAAUUCCCAUUCCAUAUUUAGUGGCUAUCAUUCCAUAUUUAUCAGGCUAUCAAUAAUAUCACAUUAUUGGGGUCGCUUCAACACUGAUAUAGGGCCACUGAAUCACGUUCAGUCUCUUGUAUGUUACGUGUGCGAGAGCACGAGCAAAUAAGUUGCUGGCUGCAGUUCACUUAACGGCCACCGGUGCUUGCUAAUCGCUAAUAAUAACCAAGCAGCAACCUCCCGCUUUCUCUCGUGAGGCCAACACAGAAGUGACUUAAACUGUAAUUCGCCAACUGGCCGCUAGAGGCUGGCUGCAAAAGGGA